Messenger RNA from Geodia barretti, 1151 nucleotides. NCBI's taxonomy places the organism in Eukaryota, Metazoa, Porifera, Demospongiae, Tetractinellida, Geodiidae. The record is from the annotation of a GenBank genome assembly.
CCCCUUCAUCUCUCCAUCCCUCUUUAUGCACACGACGAGCAACACAGCCUGUCCUUCGCACACGGGACAUGUCGUCUGUACUACCUUAGAGUGUUCGAAGACCCUACAACAUUGUCUAGUUUCCCUGCCUUGCUCAGGUCCUAGCUGUUGGCGGUGUUCGCUGCUAAACGGUCCAUGAUCUGACCCUCUAGCUCUCAUAUCCCCUCCACCUCCCUCCAACCUCAGUGUCUCCAUCUAGAUCCAGAUGUCCUCUGUAAUGUUCAGGUUUUGGCAUGUCACCUGAGCCUUGGGCCAGGACUUCUGCUGUGCUUGUGAAUGGAGCACCUCACUUUAUAAACACCAGCCACUUUUCCUAAGGAGUGUGUAUUUUAGCAUCCACUGGUGGCAGAGUCAACAGUAGCUGCUGAUCUUGCCUCCGGGUGGGCAGUUUAUUUUCAAUCCCUUUUGAUAGCUGUACACAGUUCAGUACUACUUCUAUUUCUGUGCAGCUCUGACAUUGCAGUUUGUGUCUCACAUAUUCCAAGAAGACCACGAUCCUACCAUAGAAGAUGCCUAUCAGAAGCAAGUAGUCAUUGACAAUCAUCCUGGAAUACUGGAUGUUCUCGAUACAGCUGGCCAGGAUGAGUUCACAGCGAUGCGAGAGCAGUACAUGAGAGGAGGAGAAGGGUUCAUCCUAAUCUAUUCCAUCACAGAGAAACGAAGCUACGACGAACUGUAUCGGUUCAAGGAAAUGAUUGAUCGCGUUCGCAACUACGAGUCUGUCCCUAUCGUUAUUGCCGGGAACAAGAGCGACUUGGGCCAGAGACGGCAGGUGUCCACCAGAGAAGGGGAGGCCAUGGCAAAAGAGUUCAACUGUCCAUUUUUCGAGACGUCGGCUGCUCUUCGUCACAAUGUGGAGGAGGUGUUCUUUGAGAUAGUGCGCUGCAUUCGCAGCAAGGAGAAUGAGGAUUACCUCGCCAAGAAGAAGGCAGAGAGAGGGGAGAGUGGGCGUGGUCUCUCCAGCCUGUUUUGCUGCUCAUCAAGUGCCACACCUUCCUGAUUAUAAUGUGUGUAUAAGCAGAGACUCUGAGCACAUUACUUUUUUUGGGAUUCUCAGUUUUUGUUGUCUGGUGAAUUUGUGUCGUCACCUGAAAAUAUUUUGAGCUGGCUCA